Molecule: messenger RNA, 1739 nt
Organism: Paramecium octaurelia
Lineage: Eukaryota; Ciliophora; Oligohymenophorea; Peniculida; Parameciidae
Source: the annotation of a GenBank genome assembly
AUGGAAUAGGCUUCCAAUUAUUUUUUUAAUUCUCCCUAAAAAUAACAAAAAGGCUUUUGGGAUAGAAAUUUUGAUUUAUUGCUUUAUAGGCAUGAAAAUUUCGAAACCUCAGGUGAUAAUUGCACUACUUUAUAUAAAAAGGGCAAAUUAUUUAAAAAGUGGAUACCAAGACGAUAUUCCGUAUAAGGAAAUUAUUUAUUGUAUGGAGACGAAGUAAAAUAUAUUAUUAUUCAGAAAAUGAAAGGGUUCAGGAAAUUAGAUUGCGUUUAUUUGCAUUGCAGCCUACUAGACACUACAUAUAGAUAUCAUUUACAACUGAUAUAUUGUGGAUUUAUUCUUGACCUCUAUACUGAUAAAAAGACAGAUUAUGAUUAUUUUAAAGAACUACUCUAAUAGCAUUGCAUUUUAACUGAUUUUCAUACUUAAUAUAGUAUAUUAAAACAAAUUGGCUUUGGCUCAAAUGCAAAAGUAAGUAUUUUAUGUUAACACAUUCAGGUCUAUAUAGCCAGAAGUAAUUACAAUAAGCAAUACUAUGCUAUUAAGAGAAUUUAGAAGAAUUAUUCAAUUAAAUAAAAGAAAUAGGAAUAAGAGCAAGCACUAAAAAAUGAGAUUUAGAUAAUGAAGGAAUUGAAUCACCCCAACAUAAUAUCUUUCCACCAAGUUUUCGAGACCAACAGUAAAUUAUUUAUAAAUUUAAAAAGAGCACAUAAAUCUUGUUUUGGAAUUAAUUUAAGGAGGGGAAUUACUAAAAUAAGGAUAAUACAAAAGUAUUAGAGAUGCCAGGAUUAUUGCUAGGCAACUGGCUUUAUGUGUAGAUUAUAUGCACUAAAAAGGAAUUAUGCAUAGAGAUUUGAAGCCCCAUAAUAUAUUAUGCAAAACUAAUACUACUGAUGUUUUAAUUGCUGACUUUGGUUUAGCAACCUAUAUUAAGGAUUAAAAAUAAUUAUAUUACAGAUGUGGAACUACUGGGUAUAUUGCUCCUGAAAUAUUGAUGUAUAAAGAAGGCGCUAAGAUGUACAAUGAAAAAUGUGAUAUAUUCAGUCUUGGAGUCAUAUAUUAUUAACUGUAUAUAUAUUAUAAACCUUUAAUUUAAGAAUUUAUAAUACACAUCCUUUUAAAGACCCUUAGAAAUCUGGAAUCUUAAAGAAGAACUUGGCAGUUGAUUAUAAAUUCGAUGAUUCAAUUAAAGUACCUUAGAGCUGCAAAGAUUUAAUAUCUUAAAUGCUAAGAUUAAAUCCAAAAUUAAGACCAUCCGCUUCUCAAAUAUUAAGACAUGAUUUCUUUAAUGAAUAUUUGAAUGAGCUUUCGUACCCAAGUUUGAUCAGUUCAUACUAAGAGUAUAUAAGCAAUCAUAAUAAUUUAGUUUAAGCGAAUAAAAGAAAUCUGGCCACUCUUUUAAUUCGUAAAUUUGUGAAUUGAAAUUCUCAACAUUUUAGAAAAAUGGUCUAAAUGUUUUUGAGAAAAUCCCCUUCUUAGGAAUAAAUGAUAUUCAUAAUAAUCCAGGUAAUGAAUUGAAAGAGAGGUCACCUAUUUGGAAUAGGAGGAUUGAAAUAUAAAGACCAUCCAGUCAACCAAGAUCAAAAGCCUAAUCCCUCUAUUCUUGUAAGAACUUGGAGAUCAGAGGAAAUAAAGUUUCGAUAUUUCGUUAAUAAUCAAAGAAUUCAGAAAGUGAUUUAGAUUAAUCUCACCAACAACCUUACAAUAGCAUAAUCAAUAGAUGUAAAAUAAGAAAUAAAUGA